Haliotis rubra (blacklip abalone) is the source of this 1558-nucleotide messenger RNA. Its product is annotated as ataxin-2 homolog. Bases 104 to 1144 code for a protein of 346 amino acids. Lineage: Eukaryota; Metazoa; Mollusca; Gastropoda; Lepetellida; Haliotidae. The transcript has 4 exons. The record is from RefSeq and is a predicted model, not a curated record.
UUCUGUUGUAGGACGGAGAAUUCAGUGUAAAGACACUAAUGAGUGACUAGAAGUGAAGAUUUGAAUUUGAUUUUCAACGAAAUUAGCUGAAAAAAGGAGCAGCAUGGAAGAUGGUCAAUCACAAAUGACUAAUAGUGACAUCGAGAUUUUGGGAUGUACACCACCAGAGUGCAGAACAGAUAGUGGUGGAAACACGUCAUCAGGCAUGAAGGAUGUUGAACAUAGGGAUGUUUAUGAAGAGAAUUGGGGCGAAUUUGGUGAUGACACAGACGAGGAAGAAGGGGAUGGGAUACAAGAUAUGUCACAACUUGGAGCAGGUGCUAUAGCGGUCAAAUUACAGACUGUUCAUCAACAGUCAUACCAACUUGUAGGUAAAGAUACAAAGUCUCUAGCACAACAAAUUCUGGGGCGUUGUCAGCAGCCACAGGGAGAAGUAUCAACAGCACCACAGCAACAACAGCAGCAACUCCAACCAGCUUCAGGUGGUGAUGCUAAUGAAAGAACAGGUCAGGGACAUCUGUCCACAAGUACAACUGGUGUAGCUCCUGGAAUAACAAGUCUACAGGUCCCGAGAACAGCAGCCCUGACACUAGCGUCCACGGGUACAACUAGUCCACUAGUAGCUCCUGGAACAACAAGUCCACGUGUUCCGGGAACAGCAGCCUUGACAGCAGAGUCAACAUCGUCUCUUCUGCCCAGAAUACAAGGAUCUCUUGUAUCGCAGAUACAGUCAUCAGGGAUGCCUGAAGUACCAAUAACUGGGGAUUCUCCUGCAGUCACACAGUACAACUUUAUCCAAGUACAGCAGCAGUUUGGAGAUGUGACAGUGAAGGGAGGCAAGAAUCUGAACAUUGGCGGAACUCAGAAUGUCGGUACAACUCCGACCAAACAGGAAGAAGAGGAGAAACCACUGACUGCAACACAGAAGAUCAGGAAAAGGACGGCAUCCAGGAUAGAGUCAUGGACUGAAGACAUGGUGGAGACAGACACCUUCAAGAAAGUGAAAGAGAAGCUGGACAGAGGAGCCACUUGGGUGACAAUUAAAGGAAGACCAGGAGAGGGGGAAGUCCACAACCGCCUACAUGGUUCUCAAAGACCAGUACAGUCAGGGGAGACAAGUAUACCAAGUGGUGUCACCAGAUGAGUUCAAUGAGGUCAUAACAGCCUGCUCUAACCCUGUCAUUCUGUUAGAUGACAUAUUUGGUGAUCUGGAAUUCAACGCUGCAGAAUGGGCCAAGUGGAGACCAAGUCUCCGACCUGUUGUGGAUGUUAAACAUCCUGAUAAAUAUGUUGAAAAAUAUUCUUUGGACAUUUCGACCAAAACUAGAAAGGGUUUAGAGAGGACAAAAGUUGAUCAAAAACGGGUGAAACAAACAAGUCCAAACAAAGACAAAACUAUCAUUAUCCUCGUAGGCCGUGACUAUGUGCUGAAAUCCUCAUUGGCAGACUUGGGAAGGAUGGAAGAUUACAUUUCCAGUCCCCAAUACGUGGUGGAAGUUUCCUCACAGAGAGACUCUUAUGAGCGAAGGAAGAUAUGGCGUGUUCAUGCUGAAGCAAA